Messenger RNA from Durusdinium trenchii, 1012 nucleotides. The record is from the annotation of a GenBank genome assembly. Lineage: Eukaryota; Dinophyceae; Suessiales; Symbiodiniaceae.
AUGGCCAAGGAUAAUUUUCCAGACUCCUGUAUCUUUCCAGAUAUUAUGGACUGCGUGGCCAACCCGCCAAAGAAGAAGAAUUGGAAUCCCAGUGACUUGAAGUUGGUCAAGGAAUGUCACUGUGUGCAACACCGCAGUGAGUGCUCCUUGAACCUGGGCGAGAACGACCUCGGGAUCAUUGGGGCACCCUGCAUUCUCUUCUCCAAGUACGGCCUCCGUGAGGGCUUCAAGACCAAGAACAUCAAGGUCAAACAGGCACAUGAUACUGCAAUGGCAUUCCAGCAGAAGACCCCAAUUUCCAUUCACGAGAAUGUCCCAGACUAUGCAGAGGCCGGUCUCCAUUUUCUGAUGCUGUGCCCACGCCAGUUUGGGCACCCGAACCGAAGGCUUCGAGUUUGGCGCAUCCUGUACGACAAGGACUCGAGGAAGUGGGAUUGCCCUUAUACUUUGGGGGAACUUGCCAACCUCCUCUUGGCACCCCUGGAAUCCAAAUUGAACCUGGAUUUCAAUGCCUAUCUUUGUGCUUCACCUUCGGAGCUUCAAGAGCACAACAUCAAAGAGCAUGAACUUUCAGAGUCACAGAAGAAGCAUUUGCAGAUCUUCCGCAAGGUGCGUCCUGACAAGGCAAUCUAUGACUUGAGCGCGAACGCCCUCAAGAGAUGCCGCACAGAGACAGUGGACCAGUGCAUGCCCUGCUUGACCACAAGUUCACAGCUGUGGUCAGAGAAUGCUGGGCGCCUCAUGCUUGGGAAGGAGCAAAUGCACAUAUUGGGUUUUCCAUGCAUUGCAGAAGCAGCAAACGCAGCUCGAGUUGAUUAUGUCUACUUGGACCACAUCUCAGAGUCCUCCCUCCGAAGCAUCUCUGGCAAUGGCAUGAGCUUGCCAUGUGCUGGUUUCAUUAUGCUCAUGACAGUGCUAUGCGUGUCACAUCGCUAGCUAGAUCUUUGAUGGCAGUUUUUUUGUGUACCAUACAUAUUAAUUCGGCACCUGAAGCGAUUGAAGCAACAGCAAC